CAAUCCGGUCCGGCCCCGACUUUUCCCUUCGAUUUCAUUCUCUCGCAUCUCCUCUAUUUGCGUUGGUGACGCCAGGGCUCUUGAAAACUGUAAUUUCCAAUGGCAGCCAUCAUGGCGCCUGAGAAUCCCCUGGUCAAGGGCGCACCCAGUGCUCAGCAUGCCCCUUCGACUCUCUGCUUGAGGAAGUCAGGUCGGCCCUUGUCGACCUCACCUUCUGCUGCCGAGCUGCAGGAUAAGUUGGACGGGUUGAGGGACGAGCGUUCAACGCCUUCGACAGACAAGAGAGUCCCCUCCCCUUUGCACGGCAGGGAUGCCAAGGCCGACCCCAAUGGCGCUGAUACCCGAAGCGACUCGGGAUACGCGUCCUUAGCCUCCUCCCUGUCACCCGAGGCGCAUCCCAGCAGGAGCCUGGCCGACCGCGCCGGGCUCCCUGACAGUCAAUCUGGCGCGUCGGUCCCAAAGUUCUUGGACAAGCCUAUUCCGCAGGAGCUGCGGGACCGCUUCUUCGAUCUGAAGAUGCUGUACUCGGAUCCUCUGUGGAAGGCCGUUUCCAAGAACAAGGCCAACCCCGGCGAUAUGUCCAUGAAGCUCAAGUACAUGGGAGACGACCAACGCGAUGCACAGCUCUGCAUCAUAGUUCACUGCGAAAAGGGGGUUUCCAAGAGAGUGAAGAAGUUCUUUGCCCAAGAGCAUGUACGGGAAGACCUUAGCCCGGACUUCCAGGUGCGCGUUAUCAACAAGGGCAUACUCAGACUCGCAGCGUCGAACCCGGUCGCAGUAUAUGGCGGCUCUACUCACAGGACCACAUUGUGUGGUACGGCCAUCGAGGUGAAGGGCGAAAGAGGCUCUUCCUUUGCUACGAUUGGCGGGCUUAUCAUGGCUUCGAUGAACGACACGACGACCAUUUACGGCCUUACGGCUGGCCAUCUGAUCGCAGACGUCUUCGAGGGCUGCCCUGAGAGUCCACCGUCGCUGGAAGAAGACGAGGGCGAUGAGUCCGAUCAAGAUGUGCCCGAGGACGACGACUUCAUCCAGCUUCUGGAACUCAAUGACUCGAGUCUUGAUCAUGACGACUUCUCUUCCACGGAUCAGAAGUUGUGCCAUUUGGGAACAAUCCAAGACUUUUGUCUUCCAUCCUCCUCCAUGCGGAAGGCAAACCGCGACUGGGCCCUCAUCUCUAUUACACCCAAAGAGUGGCUUCCUAACUUCCUCGCCGCGACGUCGCAUCAAAGGGAGGUUGGCGAGUCGCGGAAAGGAGAGACGGCAGACGAACAACCGCCAAAUAGGAAUAUGUUUUGCAGCCCAGGGACGCCAAGUCUUUCCUCCCCUCAAAGAGUCGUCAUCAUGACCGCCCGAGGUCUCCAGCAGGGCACACUGAUAGCCAACCAUUCCUCCCUCCUGAUGAUGCCUGGAGAAUUAUUCGUCAAUACUCUUGAUUUUUUGCCAAGUACGGGGUCGAGACUACGGCCCGGAGACUCUGGAUCCUGGGCCGUCAACGAAAGCACGGGCGAGAUCUUUGGCCACGUCGUGUCGGUUGAUGCGUUUGGCGAGGCCUACGUGAUGCCAAUACAGGACACGCUGCAAGAUAUUCGGUCUCAUCUCCAAGCACAGCACGUUGGACUCCCUCGCCAAUUGGACGUCACGCUUCUUCGCGAACAACACCAAAACACAUCCCCUGUCACGAUCCCAAGACAGCGUGGAGCCUGCGAGCAGGACCAAGACUUCAUAGGCAUGGGGGCCAGCCACAACCCCUCCUCGGCUCCCGCAGCUGCUACGGACCACGCUGUGAUGACAUGGCCUCAUUUUCAGGCGAGGAGUGCCUCGGAAGCAUCAUUGCUUGGAUACACCGACCCCUUCUUGGCGGCUGCAUACCCCCACGCCUUCACCUACCCGAUGAUGGAAUCUGACAGCGCAAGAUCCAACCAGUCCCUCCACACCAAAACCACCCUAUCUGGACAGAAUCAGAACGCAGAAAUCCAGCUUCGACCAAAACCAGCCGUCGAAGGCUAUAAGCAAGAGCCGACUGGACCCCUAGCACCCAAGGCCGCGUACCAGCGUCCGAAGCACCCCAGGGUCAAGUGCCUCCAGUGCAACGAGCACCCUGAUGGUUUCCGUGGCGAACACGAGCUGCGCCGACACACCGAGGCCAAGCACGAGAGCAUGGUAAAGAGGUUCAUCUGUGUAGAGCCCAGCCAGGAUACUAGUAUCAUGCCGUUCAAGCCACUCGCCAGCUGCAGGCAGUGUCAGGCUAGGAAACAGUACUACACCUACUACAAUGCCGCCGCACACCUCCGACGGACACACUUUAGGCAGAAGCCGCUGCACAAGGGCGCCGUAGCUGGUAACAGCAGCAACGGCGCGGAUGAGAAACGUGGCGGUAAGGGAGGCGGCGACUGGCCGCCGAUGGCCGAGCUUAAGUACUGGACGACGGUUAUCACAGUGCCGUCCAGUGACGCCAGCGCUUUUGUGGCCGACGACAAGUCGACAGGCGUUGCUGAGCAGGAAGGCAUCGAGCCUGAAUAUUACCCUGCGCGUAUAUUCAGUGCCCAUACCUCAUCAGCGUUCUCAACAUCCACGUCUGAAGACAAACUUGGUCACUCUACCGACAUGUCUGCCGUCGCGGGUGUGGGAGGUGGCUAUGACGCAGACCUUCAGGACAUGGGAGUCAUGCGGCCCGCCAUGUCCACCCCAAGUAUGGACAGUAACAAGUACACAUCUCCCGUGCCAUGAACAGCCACCAUCACCCCGACGGGCUACGUCGAAGCGCCGGGGGAUGGUUUGUCCGACAUGCCCUUUGGGAUGACGUUCUCAAUGCCCUCCUAAUGGCCCACCGCAUAGAGGGGGAGUUUCGUGCGGCGUGGGUUGUUUGGGUAUGGGCAUCUUGUUCAGCUCUCCCUUCCUCCUGUCUCGAGGUCGAUCUUCAUACAGAACGUUAG
This is a messenger RNA of Phialemonium atrogriseum, 2936 nucleotides long. RefSeq lists its product as uncharacterized. The transcript is spliced from 2 exons. The record is from RefSeq and is a predicted model, not a curated record. Lineage: Eukaryota; Fungi; Ascomycota; Sordariomycetes; Cephalothecales; Cephalothecaceae. Bases 100 to 2730 code for a protein of 876 amino acids.